This is a messenger RNA of Orycteropus afer afer, 1320 nucleotides long. It is a transcript of the gene ENTR1, whose product is annotated as endosome associated trafficking regulator 1. Gene Ontology annotation, cellular component: ciliary basal body; centrosome; recycling endosome. Gene Ontology annotation, biological process: positive regulation of protein localization to cilium; positive regulation of cilium assembly; regulation of cytokinesis. The record is from RefSeq and is a predicted model, not a curated record. The coding region runs from base 1 to 1320 and encodes 439 amino acids. NCBI's taxonomy places the organism in Eukaryota, Metazoa, Chordata, Mammalia, Tubulidentata, Orycteropodidae. The transcript is spliced from 10 exons.
AUGGCGGGCUACGCGCGCCGCCCGGGCAUCACCCCGCUGUCCCGAGCCCGCAGCCUCGUCAUUCCGGACGUUCCAGCGUUCUUUGAGCGCCGGUGUUGUCUCCCCCAGCUAGACUGUGAGCGCCCCAGUGGCAGGGACCCGGACUCCCACUUCUUAGGCAUUCGGCCGACGUUUAUGUGUUAUGUGCCCAGUCCGGUGCUAGCUUCCGUGGGAGACACAGACUUUGGCUACGGAAAGGGAAAAGGCGCUAAGGACGGUCCAUCAGGAGCCCAUGAGACGCGCUUUGCAGGUGAUGAGCUAGAAGAACCUGAGGAGGCGAACCCCUUCUCCUUUAAAGAGUUUUUGAAAGCCAAGGACCUCGGCCUGGCCAACGAGGACACAGCCAACAGUAGGCUUUACUCCAAGGAGGCCUUGCGGCACACUCUGGGACUGGAACAUAGCUCCCCAAGCGCCCAGACUGUGGGGUAUGGCCUGGAAUACCCACAGCCUUUCUUCGAGGACCCAACGGGGGCUGGCGACCUCCUGAAUGAGGACGAGGAUGAAGAAGGCACUUGGACCGGGGCCUACCUACCGUCCGUGGUGGAGCAGUCACACAGCCUGAGGGCCGCUGCCAGCACGUCGCCCUGCAGCACCUACAUGUCCUUUUUCUCCAACCCGUCGGAGCUGGUGGGACCCGAGUCUCUGCCCUCAUGGACUCUGAGUGACGCAGACUCCCGGGCUCCUCCAACAUCCCCACUGAGCGGUCCCAACCCAGACUUCGCAGCCCACGGAGAGUCUCUGGGAGACAGGCACCUUCGGACGCUGCAGAUAAGUUAUGAAGCACUGAAAGAUGAAAAUUCUAAGCUGAGAAGAAAGCUGAGUGAGGUUCAGAGCUUCUCUGAAACUCAGACUGAAAUGGUGAGGACACUAGAACGGAAACUGGAAGCCAAGAUGGCCAAGGAGGAGCGUGACUACCGCGACCUGGAGUCUGUAGUCCAGCAGGUGGAGCAGAGCCUGGAGCUGAUGACCAAGCGGGCUGUGAAGGCGGAAAGUCACGUCCUGAAGCUGAAACAGGAAGUCAGUCUGCUCCAGGCACAGGUCUCCAACUUCAAGCAUGAGAACGAAGCCCUGCGGUGUGGCCAGGGCGCCAGCCUGACCGUGGUGAGGCAGAACACCGACGUGGCCUUGCAGAAUCUCCGAAUGGUCAUCAACAGUGCACACACAUCCAUAAAGCAGCUGAUGUCUGGAGCCGAAACGCUGAAUCUCGUCGCAGAAAUCCUUAAAUCCAUAGACAGAAUUUCUGAGAUUAAAGACGAUGAGGAAGAGGAGAAGCAGCCCUGA